AUCUCUGCUCUUAGUAAUGUGACUGUGGCAUCCUGUGAGAGUUAUAUAGACUUCAAAUAGCCUUUUAAACCAUUUGCAUCACAAUUUCGGAGACCAGUGUUCUUCAGUCAAGAUAAACCAUUGAACGUGUGUCGUGUAUACAAAAAGUUUCGCCUCAACCGGAGGAAGUGAAUAGAUCGUUUGUGUGGUUGGCCUAUAUUGUAAAAAGAAAUAUAAAUUUAUUAUGAGAAAUCUUUAUGGCACCGACAGUCAUUCCGACCAGGAAGAACUUGUUGAAAAUUUGUUUUUGAAUGCUGACGAUGAAGACGAAGAAGAAGAUGACGAUGAUGAAGAAGAAGAAGAGGACGACGAAGAUGAUGAUGAUGAACAAGAUGUUUUCUCAAAUAGAAUUCAUAUAGACGCUGCUGAAACGGAAGAACUUAUCUCGAUAUCUUUGGUUAAGUCGUCUUCAAAUUCAAAUAAUAAUGACUGCGAUAAUGCCUUAAUGCAAAAAAUUGAAAGAUGUCCUAAUUUACUUAUACGCGAACAACAGCAGCAUCAACAAAAAUUAGAAGCUAUUCGAAGAGCUAAAAGUUCGUUUUGUUUGCUUAUGAUAUUCGGAAUGGGAAUGAUGGUGACGUCGGCGUUAUUGCUGAUCCUGAUACCAUUAUACCAAUCACAAUUUAUUGCUGAAUCUACGAAAAAUAACUCGCAUGGGAUGCUGCUUUUUGUGCAACCGCUUGCUACAUUAUUUUUAAUUUUAUUAACAAUUAUUUGUUCGGCUGUGUUUAAGUGGAACAUUAAGUUGCUAAAACUUCCAACAAUUCCUGGAAAUAAAUUAUUAUUAAUAUCCUUGUGCUUUGGACUCGCUUCAACUUUAGUUACUGUGGGAUCGUUCAAGAGAGUCGCUUGUCAUUUACAAGAUCCCUUAAAAGGAACGUCACUAGCCUUCUCAUUGCUUUUUUAUUUCUUUUUUUGCACACGGUUGAUGGGCCUGCAGAAAAUUUUCUCGGCUACAACAAGUGUAAUUGGCCUAUUUAUAUCGGUGGACUAUGGGCUGUGCGAUGAGUUCCACUGCCAUGGAAAUGUGAUUUCGUUUAAGGAGAAGAUGUCGCAUACUGGUUGGCAAGGCCGUGCAUUUUGGGCCCUUAUUUAUACUAUGGGAAUAUCACUGUGGUCUCUUCAUAUAGCUUUACUAGAAGGAUGUUUUGUUGACUCUAGCGAAACUCGGUCGAAACAAACAACUUUCCUCAAGACUAUAUCCAAAUUUGUAUCUAGCCAUGACGAUCAAAAAAUGUUAAAUGACACCACUCCAUCAAAUGAACACGAUUUAGACGUUGGGAAAAGUAAAAACAAUAAUUUGCAUCCAAUGCAUUUAGCAAUGUGGGUGCAUAUUUUUGGAACAAUAUUUGCCUUAUUUUUUGGCUUUGUUGAUGUUUUUCCAAUCACAGGGACUCAAAUCAAAACAUUUAAUGAACACUGGAUGGAAACGAAACAUACGUUUCAGUGUCAUUUAAAUAUUUCUACGCCCAACACUGUCAUUUUCGAUUUGAAUACAAAUAUUUCGAAGCAAACGACAAUAAUGAACUCCAUCUCAAAGUCACAACCACACAACGUUGACAUUUCUUUCGUCCAUAAAGGUAUUAGCAUUCAUCCAAACAGAACAUCAAGAUCAUCUCCGAUUGAUUCAAAAAAACAUCAGCAUAAGAUUUCACACUUGAAUGCCUUUCUAAAGUACAAAAACACGACCUCGAAUCAUCUGCCUUCAAAGUCUGGCAAUCUAAAAACUGUUGGACACAAAAACAUUAAAGUAGACUGUAGCCAUAAUAGUGGAUUUUAUGCCCUCAUAUUAAUCUGUACCUAUGUGGGCUUUGUAGUGUGCCUAUUCAACAUUUUAAGUAUCUCACAAUCUGCCGUCUUGACUGUGGCUAUGGCAACAGGCACUCUGCCCUUCACUGGACUCUUUUGGUCCUUCUAUAAAUUGGAUACCCGAAAUGGCCUUAAUGCAGCAAUCGUCUGGGCACCAUCCGUGUCUGGAGAACUCAUUUGUUCCUUGCUUGGAACACCGAUUGUGUUUUUGGGGAUUGUUUUCCUAUUCAAAGCGCACUACAGUGAUAUGCUGAAACAAUCGCAACGAUUUAACUAUCACAAGGAGUUGAUUACAUAGGGCCUCUAAAAAAAACUAAAUAUUACAGGAAAUUUAAAUUUUAUUUUGUUCUAAGAACACCCAUGCUUGCUACGUGCGUUGCGCCGCGUCGUUUUUUAGAUGGGUUUGUGAAUCAAAUUUUAAAAAUAUUCCUCCCCUUUAAUAUGUGUAACAAUAAAAGUCUUUAAUGUGUAAUGUAAUAUAAAUGAAAACAAAAAAAAAAUAUUAAAAUUGUGAACGUUUUGUAUGUUAUUUAAAAAAUAUAAAUUUUAAAAAAUGAAGAAACUAAAUAUAUAAAAUUUUAUACAUGAGGAGUCCUGUUGCGUCUCAUAUAUUUACUGAUAAUGGUUUAAGAAGUCCAGAUACACUUAUGUAUAUUCUCAAGUGUUUUAAAUGUUAAAUGGUCAUUG
Messenger RNA from Eupeodes corollae, 2535 nucleotides. RefSeq lists its product as uncharacterized. The transcript is spliced from 8 exons. The coding region runs from base 224 to 2146 and encodes 640 amino acids. NCBI's taxonomy places the organism in Eukaryota, Metazoa, Arthropoda, Insecta, Diptera, Syrphidae. The record is from RefSeq and is a predicted model, not a curated record.